AUGAAACAGGUGGACGACGGCAAUGUCAUUACUGCUACUAUACCCACCUCCUCCUCCUCCUCCUUCCACCCCACUCCUCCUCCUUCUGCUAUUCUUCCUCAUUCUCCUCAUCCUCCUACCUCCUCCACUCUAUCCUCCUCUUCCUCCUCCUCUUCCUUAUUCUGCAAUUCUUCCUCCACUUCUUCCUCAUUCUGCAAUUCUUCCUCCACCUUCUAUUCCUCCUAUUCUGCCUCCUCCUCCUCCUCCCCUCCUCCUCCUCCUGCUAUUCUUCCUCCACGUCCUAUUCCUCCUUUCCUCUUCAUCCUCCUCCUCCUCCUUCUCCUAUUCUUCCAAAUACUCCCUAUCCUCCUCCUCCGCCUUCUGUAUUCUUCCUCCACCUCCUAUUCCUCCUCCUCCUCCUCCUCCUCCUCCCCACCCACCAAUCCAUCCCCCCCGAAAUCCCUGUCUAUUGCGGAAGUCCCCUGA
This is a messenger RNA of Macrobrachium nipponense, 465 nucleotides long. RefSeq lists its product as uncharacterized. The transcript has a single exon. Bases 1 to 465 code for a protein of 154 amino acids. The record is from RefSeq and is a predicted model, not a curated record. Lineage: Eukaryota; Metazoa; Arthropoda; Malacostraca; Decapoda; Palaemonidae.